Messenger RNA from Rhagoletis pomonella (apple maggot), 654 nucleotides. RefSeq lists its product as uncharacterized. Bases 1 to 654 code for a protein of 217 amino acids. The record is from RefSeq and is a predicted model, not a curated record. The transcript has a single exon. NCBI's taxonomy places the organism in Eukaryota, Metazoa, Arthropoda, Insecta, Diptera, Tephritidae.
AUGAAGGAAUGUCGAGCUCUCUGCGAUAUGGGUUCCCAGGUGAGUUUCAUUAGCGAACCCAUGCUCACAUUGUUGAAUCUUCCUAGAAAUGCUUGUAAACUUCGGGUCGAAGGCGUCGAUUCAAGUCUCUCAGCGCACACGAAGGGAACUGUUCCAGUUUGCAUGCGUUCAUUGGUUGACGAAUCGUUCUCGCUCAACUUCAGCGCUUACAUACUUGAUUCUAUUACAUCAACAACUCCCGCUACAUCAAUUGACGUAUCGACAUGGACCUAUGUGCAUGAUCUUCAGUUAGCAGAUCCUACGUUGGGAACACCUGGCACGGUUGAUCUUCUUAUUGGUGCGGAUAUCUUGCCAACCUUGUUGUUAACUGAAAUCAGAACAGGUCCCAACAAUAUGCCUUGUGCCCUGCAAACGAGACUGGGUUGGAUUGUGUUUGGCCCAGCCACAGCUACCAGCUGCAGCUCUACAAUGCAUCAUACACUCUUGUCAUCCAACCCUGUGGAGCAAGAGUGCCUUGAACAGUUGCUGCGUAAGUUUUGGGAGACGGAAGAGCCCCCGGCAGAGGUCACCUCUCACGUUGAUGAGUGUGAAGGGAUUUUUGUUAAAACCGUUACACGUUCGGCUGAUGGCCGCUACUGCAUCACCUCUUGGUAA